AUGCCUCGUGUAAAAGCAGCUCAAGCUGGAAGACAGGGCCCCGCAAAGAGACGUCUUGCAGAACAAUUUGCAGCUGGGGAGGUAAUCACCGACUUGGCAAAAAAGGAGUGGAAACUAGGAUUACCCAUUGGCCAAGGUGGCUUUGGUUGUAUCUAUCUUGCUGACAAGAAUUCUUCAAAAUCGGUGGGCAGUGAUGCACCCUAUGUUGUAAAAGUGGAACCCAGUGACAAUGGACCUCUUUUCACUGAAUUAAAGUUCUACCAGCGAGCGGCCAAACCAGAGCAAAUUCGGAAAUGGAUUCAGACCCACAAACUGAAGUACCUGGGUGUCCCUAAGUAUUGGGGGUCUGGCCUACAUGAUAAAAAUGGAAGAAGUUACAGGUUUAUGAUCAUGGACCGCUUUGGGAGCGAUCUUCAGAAGAUAUACGAAGCAAACGCCAAAAGGUUUUCUCGGAAAACCGUCUUGCAGCUAAGCUUAAGAAUUCUGGAUAUUCUGGAAUAUAUCCACGAACAUGAGUAUGUGCACGGAGACAUCAAGGCCUCAAAUCUUCUUCUGAGCUGCAAGGAUCCCGACCAGGUGUACCUGGUAGAUUAUGGCCUUGCUUAUCGGUACUGCCCAGAAGGGAGCCAUAAAGAAUACAAGGAAGACCCCAAAAGAUGUCACGAUGGCACUAUUGAAUUCACCAGCAUCGACGCGCACAAUGGCGUGGCCCCGUCAAGACGUGGCGACCUGGAAAUCCUCGGUUACUGCAUGGUCCAGUGGCUCAGCGGCCACCUGCCGUGGGAGGAUAAUUUGAAAGAUCCUAACUAUGUUAGAGAUUCCAAAAUCAGAUACAGAGAAAACAUCGCAGAUUUGAUGGAGAAAUGUUUUCCUGAGAAAAACAAGCCAGCUGAAAUUGCUAAAUACCUGGAAACAGUGAAAUUGCUGGAUUAUGAUGAGAAACCCCUAUAUCAGAAUUUACAAGACAUUCUUUUGCAAGGUCUUAAGUCAAUAGGAAGCAAGGAUGAUGGCAAACUGGAACUUGGGGCUUUGGAGAAUGGAGCUCUGAAAGCAAGAACUACAACCAAGAAGCGGAAGAAGGAAGCGGGGAAGAGCACAGAGGCCGGUGGUGAGGACAUGGAGUGCUCGGAUGCGCACACGGGGGAGGCCAUGCAGACGCGUUCAAAGAGGAGAAAGAGAGUCCAGAAGUAA
Molecule: messenger RNA, 1191 nt
Organism: Pipistrellus nathusii (Nathusius's pipistrelle)
Lineage: Eukaryota; Metazoa; Chordata; Mammalia; Chiroptera; Vespertilionidae
Source: the annotation of a GenBank genome assembly